Molecule: messenger RNA, 639 nt
Organism: Pelodiscus sinensis (Chinese soft-shelled turtle)
Lineage: Eukaryota; Metazoa; Chordata; Testudines; Trionychidae
Source: RefSeq, a predicted model, not a curated record
AUGUACAUCAUCGCCAUCUUAGGGAACUUCACCAUCCUGAUCAUUGUGAAGAAGGAACCCAGCCUCUAUGGGCCCAUGUACUAUUUCCUCUGCAUGCUGGCCAUCAAUGAUCUGAUCCUGUCUACAUGUAUCCUGCCCAAAAUGCUGGCGAUCUUCUGGCUCAAUUCCAGGGAGAUCAGUUUCAGUGCCUGCCUCACCCAGCUGUACAUCAUUCAUGGCUUCUCAGUGAUGGAGUCGGGACUCUUUGUGGCCAUGGCGCUGGAUCGCUACGUGGCCAUCUCCAAGAUCAGCCUGGCCGUGGUGCUACGUGGCGGCGUACUUGUAUUGCCCUACCCUUUCCUGGUGAAGCGAUGGCUGUACUGCAGAACCAACAUCAUCCCCCAACCGUACUGCACGCACAUUGGUGUGGUGAACCUGGCCUGCGGUGAUAUCCGCAUCAGUAGUUACUAUGGCCUCUUUGUGCAGUUCUGUGUGAUGGGGCUGGAUCGAUUUGCCCAGAAUGUGCCCCUGCCUUUCCACGUCCUCAUUGCUAAUCUGUCCCUCUUGAUGCCCCCCAUGCUAAACCCCAUCAUCUAUGGGGUGAAGACCAAAGAGAUCCGGGGCAGGCUGCUCCGUCUCUUCUCUCAGAAAGGGACCUAA